This is a messenger RNA of Homalodisca vitripennis (glassy-winged sharpshooter), 750 nucleotides long. Its product is annotated as 40S ribosomal protein S7-like. Gene Ontology annotation, biological process: ribosomal small subunit biogenesis; translation; rRNA processing. NCBI's taxonomy places the organism in Eukaryota, Metazoa, Arthropoda, Insecta, Hemiptera, Cicadellidae. Gene Ontology annotation, molecular function: structural constituent of ribosome. The transcript is spliced from 5 exons. Gene Ontology annotation, cellular component: cytosolic small ribosomal subunit; 90S preribosome; small-subunit processome. Bases 109 to 693 code for a protein of 194 amino acids. The record is from RefSeq and is a predicted model, not a curated record.
GUUUUGGUAAGUUACGUUACUUCCUUCGGGUUUGACGAUUGGUGAAUGGUGAUGCUGUUGCUUUGCUUCGUGCUUCUGUAGUUUGCUUUCUGCAGUUUUCAUUUUAAGAUGUUUACCGCUAGUUCAAAAAUCAUGAAGAGUGGAGGGGCAGAGCCUGACCCUUUUGAGGUGUCAAUCUCCCAAGCCCUUCUAGAGUUGGAGAUGAACAGUGAUCUCAAGGCACAGCUAAGAGAGCUUUACAUCACCAAAGCCAAGGAGGUGGAAUAUAACAAUGGCAAGAAGUCAAUCAUCAUUUACGUCCCAACACCGCAAUUGAAGUCCUUUCAGAAAAUUCAAAUUCGAUUAGUAAGAGAAUUGGAGAAAAAGUUUAGUGCAAAGCACGUUAUAUUUAUUGGAGAGCGAAGAAUUCUGCCGAAGCCUACCAGGAAGACUCGUACGAAAAACAAGCAGAAGAGGCCCAGAAGCCGGACAUUGACUGCAGUCUAUGAUGCUAUUCUGGAGGACUUGGUAUAUCCUGCUGAAAUAGUGGGUAAAAGAAUACAAGUCAAGAUGGAUGGAAAGCAGUUGCUAAAGGUCCACUUAGACAAGAACCAGCAGACGAACAUUGAUCACAAGCUUGAAACAUUUACGUCUGUGUACAAGAAGUUGACAGGAAGAGAGGUAAAAUUUGAGUUCCCAGAACCAUACUUGUAAAUGUUUUAUAAUACUUGAUAAUUUGUUAAUAAAAAUGUUUAAAUCCACUUCAUGAGA